AUGUCUCAAGCCUGUAUCCGCUGCAGGAAGCAGAAACGGAAAUGCGACAAACUCUUCCCCGUGUGCUCUCUUUGCAAACGAUUGAGCAAGUCUUGUUCAUAUCCAGUGAUCGACGCUGAAUCACCUCGUCCCAUAUCUGUUCCCGACUUGAGUGACCUGACGCCGCUGAAUAUUCGCUAUACCCUGGAAGAGCAAGUCUCGUCGAUUGUGGGCGACGGCCCCCAACUACAAGAGGCCGUCGCCGUAUACUUCCGAACCGUGCACGCCUGGCUGCCAGUCGUGGCCGAAACCGCAUUCUACUCUCGGCUCUGGAAAUUCCGGACUCAACCUGCCCCGUCGGAGUUUAGCGUGUUGACCCUCUGUAUGUUCCUCGUGUGUACGAUGCCUAUAGAUGGGGCAGUGUCGGCUGAAACGCGAUCCCUAUAUAUUCUUGUGAAGGGCUUCAUCGCCACACUUGAGGCCAUGGGCACGAACUCUUUGGACCUGCUGCAGGCCCGACUUCUUUUGACUGUUUUCGAAAUCGGACAUGCAAUCUACCCGGCUGCCUAUAUCUCGGCAGGAGCUAACGUCCGGGCGGCGAUCGCUCUCGGGGCCAGUGCCGCCUCGUCUGAGGACCUGCAUAAAGUGUUUCUGGAUCCACAAGAAGCAGAGGAGGCGCGACGGACCUGGCGGGGCAUUAUUAUCACAGAUAGAUAUACCUCUCUGGAGAGCGACAAUGAACCUAGCGCUCUCCGCGGACGACGUGUAGAUGCAGCGAUCAACAAUCAUGAUGUUGAUGAAACAAUGCAGAGCGAUCCAUUCACGAAGUUAUUCCAUUCAUCCGGACUCUUGGAGCACGUGCUUGCCCAUAUCCACGAGUAUCAUGAGCUCAUCUCGCUUCCACCACCCAAAAGCGUAGAGGCACGCUUAGACGCAUUGCACAUCAUCAAGACUUUGACCUCGCUGUUGGCAACAUUCCAGAGAGAAAGCCCUACCUUGGAUCCUCUAUCGUCCAGCUCCCUGGCUAUAUACCGAAGGUAA
Messenger RNA from Aspergillus affinis, 1020 nucleotides. RefSeq names its product Zn(II)2Cys6 transcription factor. Gene Ontology annotation, molecular function: zinc ion binding; DNA-binding transcription factor activity, RNA polymerase II-specific; DNA binding. NCBI's taxonomy places the organism in Eukaryota, Fungi, Ascomycota, Eurotiomycetes, Eurotiales, Aspergillaceae. The record is from RefSeq and is a predicted model, not a curated record. Bases 1 to 1020 code for a protein of 339 amino acids. Gene Ontology annotation, biological process: regulation of DNA-templated transcription; DNA-templated transcription. Gene Ontology annotation, cellular component: nucleus. The transcript has 4 exons.